Molecule: messenger RNA, 628 nt
Organism: Procambarus clarkii (red swamp crayfish)
Lineage: Eukaryota; Metazoa; Arthropoda; Malacostraca; Decapoda; Cambaridae
Source: RefSeq, a predicted model, not a curated record
AUGGGUGGGUACCAGGCAAUGGGUGGGUACCAGGUAAUGGGUGGGUACGAGGUAAUGGGUGGGUACCAGGCAAUGGGUGGGUACCAGGUAAUGGGUGGGUACCAGGCAAUGGGUAACCGCAUCUCCAGCUGGUUGACGUCUACAGGAGCGGCGAUAGUGAGUGGUGCAGGGAGUAACGUGACGGUGUGGAGCAGUCAGCAGGUCCUGGUCAUGUUCCUCAACUCUUUGUGUGGUACUAGUGCUGGCAGGGUGCUCCUGGACGACGAGCAAGGGCGUGAGGACCUUCUCAGAACCUUUGGGGUUCUGGCCAACCCCGUCACCGUGUUCUGUAGACGAGCCAACACCUUCCUCACCACAACAGGUUCCACCAUCAUGCAGGGAGCCAGUUCAACACCUGCCAACCUGACGUCAGCGCAGGUGUUGAUUAGUGUGCUGAGAGCCGCGUGUCAGAUCACCAGGGGAGCUGACAGUGUCAGCCGUUGAGAGGUUCCUGCAGCAUCACCACAAUUACAACAAUUUUCCCUUCAACUGUUGUGGGCCAGCGAGAGGCGAGAGGACCGCUCACCAAAAUCCUUGUAAGCAUCGGGAGAAUAAGAUUUAAAAGAAUAAUAAACAAUUCACACCUUAA